AUGGUUACGAUUCAUGAUAUGGGCGUCGUUGUCCGAAAUCUCACCGCCGCAUCUCCAGAUUGUACUUUGUCAUCGCUUUCCGCCAAGGGGAAUUGCGAGCACGGCAUGUAA
Molecule: messenger RNA, 111 nt
Organism: Sclerotinia sclerotiorum 1980 UF-70
Lineage: Eukaryota; Fungi; Ascomycota; Leotiomycetes; Helotiales; Sclerotiniaceae
Exons: 1
Coding region: 1-111 (36 amino acids)
Source: RefSeq, a predicted model, not a curated record